Galleria mellonella (greater wax moth) is the source of this 2534-nucleotide messenger RNA. RefSeq lists its product as uncharacterized. The transcript has 2 exons. The record is from RefSeq and is a predicted model, not a curated record. The coding region runs from base 1 to 1830 and encodes 609 amino acids. Lineage: Eukaryota; Metazoa; Arthropoda; Insecta; Lepidoptera; Pyralidae.
AUGGAGGAUAUUUUAAAAAAAGUAUUUAAUAGUAUUAAAAAAAUUAUUGUAUGUGGAGAUUUUAACGUUGAUAUUCUUUGUAACACACCCACAUGUACAAAAAUUAUUAGUUUAUUUCAGUCAUUUGAUUUAUGUCAUGUCUUUCAUGAACCCACUCGUGUAACUGCCACGUCUGCUACUUGUCUUGACAAUGUUUUUUGUAACUGCGAGUAUACAGAAAAAUUCAUAAUAAAUAAACUUCCUUCAGAUCACUGUGGUCAAGUUGUUAAGUUUAGCAGUCAAAUCAAUAAAGUCAACAAUAAUAAAAAAUCAAAAAGACAAAUAAACGUUUACAAUAUUAAUAAAUACAAAAGCGCGAUUAAAAAUAAAUUGGAUUUGCUGUUACAAUCUAGUAAUAAUCCUGAUUAUCUUUACACCAAGCUAAUUAAUAUUUUAUCCGGAGAAUAUGAACAAUUUUUCAAGAAAAAAGAAGUUCAUGUUAAAUCUAAAUUCACGGAAUGGGCAACAGUAGGAAUACUUAAAAGUAGAAAUAUUUUGUUUGAUUUAUACGAUCAAAAAAAAUAUCGAUUUGAUGACAAAUUCACCACUUAUGUAAAAAAUUAUUCUAAAAUUUUUAAAAAAGUUUGUAUUAUGGCUAAGUCUAAUUAUUUUAAUAAACAAAUUAAGCAGUCUUCUGACAAAAUUAAAACCAUCUGGAGCAUUAUAAAUAAAGAAACUGGAAGAUCUAAAAUAGCCUGUAAUCAAUUUACAUUAAAUUAUGAUAAUAAAUUAAUAACAACAACAAAAGAUGUAGUUAAUAUUUUUGAAGAUUUUUUUGCUAAUAUUCCGAUUGAUAUUACAUCUUCUCUGGACUCAUCUCAAUCUCGAGCAAAAAAAUUACUAGAGACUAAUAUCGGUUGUUGUUCUUUAAGAUUUAAAUUUUCACAUGUUAGCCCCUUUCAUAUCAUAAAAAUAUUCAAACAGCUAAAUUUAAAAAAUACGGAAGACCUUUGGGGCAUGUCUGUAAAAGUAGUUAGUUCUUUCAUAGAUAUUGUUGCUCCAUAUCUAGCCACUAUUUUUAAUAAAUGUAUUGAUAAUGGCGUUUUUCCACAUUUAAUGAAAUUUAGCAAAUUAAUCCCACUAUUUAAAUCAGGAGAUAAAUUUGAGCCAGGGAACUAUAGACCUAUAUCUAUUUUGCCAGUUCUAAGUAAGGUGUUUGAAAAGAUAAUGUUAAAUCAAAUGUUACAUCACUUCAGGGUUAACGGACUGCUUCACAGUCAGCAAUAUGGUUUCACCGCCGGCAAGUCUACCACUGACGCAGGUGUUGCGCUAAUGACACAUAUUUUCGAAUCUUGGGAGAGGUCACAGGAUGCACUCGGAGUUUUUUGUGACCUAUCAAAGGCAUUUGAUUGUGUGGAUCAUAAAACGCUUUUGUACAAGCUCGAACAUUAUGGUAUAACAGUGGACUCGAAAUUACAAUGGGGGCCCCAUAUUUCAAAAUUGGCCAGUAGACUCAGUUCUGCUGCAUAUGCAAUUAGAAGAAUUAGGCAAUUAACAGACGUGGCGACGGCUAAACUUGUAUAUUUUAGUUAUUUCCAUAGCAUAAUGUCUUAUGGCAUACUGCUGUGGGGUAAAGCAGCCGAUAUAAAUACUAUAUUUGUUUUACAAAAGAGAGCCAUACGUUCUAUUUAUGGUAUGGGUUCAAGAGAGUCAUUACGUCAGUGCUUUAAAGACUCAAAUAUCCUCACAGUUACUUCACAAUACAUUUAUGAAAAUAUUAUGUAUACACGGAAGAACUUAGCGAGUUUUAAAAACUCAAAGACUGUACAAGUAGAAACUUACGCAAUAUAAAUAAGCUUAUUUUACCUAAAUGCCGUCUGCACAAAAUCAGUAAUUCAUUCUAUGGUAAUUGCAUAAGAUUUUAUAAUAAACUGCCGGAAUCUGCAUUAAAUCUGACAGAGAGGCAAUUCAAAUCUUAUAUUAAACAAUUUUUAUGUAAGAAAGCCUAUUACAGGAUAGACGAAUUCAUAGAUGACAACAUAUCAAGUAAAUAAUUAGUUUAUUAGCAUACAACGUUAUAAUUUUAUUUUCUCAUUGCUUUCUUGAUUUAAUUGAUUAAUUUUAGAAAUAUGAAAGCGUAGCGGUUUUUUGUAUUAAUUGCCGCAUGCAUUCUUAUGUAAAAUGUGAAUACUAUAACUAUCAGAUGGCAAUUGUGAGUAGCUUUGACGUGGUCUAAUGUUUUGAGUAGUCAUGCUCACUAAAAUGUCCAGACUUGUGGCGGCGUGGUGGGCCGGGUCAUUGGGCUCCCUAAAAUAUGGUCGAGCGCAGUGAUGGCUGGCUCAUCCGUCAUACUCGUGAACGGGUGCUGCUUGUAGGGACUGGUCUGCUCUAAUCACUAUGACUGAUUUCCUCUUAUUAAUUGUUUAACCAGUUGGUUAUGUAUUCAAUUUUUUUUUUUCUUUUUGAGUAUUUAAUUGAAUUAGUGCUAAUUGGUGGUUUGUAUUCACACAAUUAAACUUAAAAAUGUAAAAUAAUAAUAAAAUUAUUUAAAAGAG